This is a messenger RNA of Colletotrichum truncatum, 4374 nucleotides long. Its product is annotated as Multidrug resistance-associated protein 1-like protein 5. NCBI's taxonomy places the organism in Eukaryota, Fungi, Ascomycota, Sordariomycetes, Glomerellales, Glomerellaceae. Gene Ontology annotation, molecular function: ATP hydrolysis activity; ABC-type transporter activity; ATP binding. Gene Ontology annotation, cellular component: membrane. Gene Ontology annotation, biological process: transmembrane transport. The record is from RefSeq and is a predicted model, not a curated record.
AUGGGUCUGGGACUGCGUCUGCAGGUCCCAUUCGGGGCGGCUGUGUGCCCCCAAGACGAUCUCGGGAACCUUCUGCUAGGUCCCCAUCGGGGAUGCUUGGAGACAUCCGCCGCUAACGGUCGUUUUGAAAUAUUCUUCUCGAUAGGAUUCUACUCAAUCGCUCUCAUCUUAGGCUUACAUCGGUUAUUGCAGCUGUGGAAAAGACCAGUUGUGACCCAGGCGACAAUAUGGGCAGUCGUCAAGAUCAUCUUUUGGCAUAUCCUCGCCGGUCUCCAGACUGCAAUCUUGACUUUGUCAAUAAUUAGAGGAGAAACCGGAGGUGCCGCCAGCAUCGGCAUCGCCUCAAGUGCGCUCGCUAUCGCUUCUAGCAUUCUCUUUAUCUUCAUCUCCAAAUUGGAACACAGCAGAUCGCGCGCACCGUCGGCGUUGCUGCAGACAUUCCUUCUCGUCACGCUCAUCGCAGAUGCACCUGGUGUUCAGAGUCACUGGACCAGCUACUACAGGCAAGAUGGAGUUAUCGCUUCUCUUUUGACCCUUCAGUUAGCGGUAAAAGUUGUGCUGUUGGUCUUCGAAUCAGCAUCUAAAGAGGCUUUCAUUACCAUUCCGGCAACUCAGAUCUCCCGGGAGGAAUUGUCAGGCAUCUUUGGCAGAAGCCUCUCACUCUGGAUCAACCCCCUGCUAUGGCUAGGCUGGAGGAAGGACUUGACAAUGGAUGAUCUCGAACCGGUCGACGAAGCAUUGUCUGGCGGAAUUGCGUUGGAGAAACUUUCUGCUGCAUGGAAACAAGUCAACCAGAACCGAGAGCAUGCUCUCGGGCUGGCAGUAUUGAAGGCGUUCAAACUACAGCUCCUCUCCAUCCAUUUACCUCGCCUGGCAAUGGUAGCUGCCGGCCUGGCGCAGCCGCUCUUGGUGCAGGCUACUAUCGAGUACAUCCAAAACCACAACGAUAAGUCAGUGCGCUACGGGUAUACGCUCAUUGCCGGGUAUGCUGCCGUUUACCUUGGUCUCGCGAUAUUCAACCUCUGGUCCGCCCAGCUAUCCUACCGCUUCGUCACCAGCGUAAGAGGCGCUCUAAUUGCCCUCAUCUAUAAGAACAUGCUCUCUCUGCGCGCCGAGACGGGCAACUCCCAGUCUGCGGUUGCGCUCAUGAGCACCGAAGUCGACCGGAUCACGGUGGCCGUGGAGUUUUCCGUGGCCAUCAUUCCAAAUCUCAUCCAAGUCGCCUUCGCCCUGUGGAUUCUGGGCAGUCAACUCGGCGCCGUUUGUAUCGCGCCUGUCUUAGUAGCCGCCUUAAGUGUCUCUGCAGCCACGAAACUCGGGAAGCUGGUGCCACCGCGUCAGCGCCGGUGGAUGCAGGCCAUCCAGAAGCGCGUCGGCGUCACCACCGAAGUCAUCAACUCCGUCAAAGGCGUCAAGAUGAGCGGGCUGAGCGGUACAAUCCAGGACCAGGUGCAGGGUCUAAGAGACUUUGAGCUUGAAGAGUCCAAGAAGUUUAGAAGAGUCCAGAUACUCAACGUCUUAAUUGGCCAGUUCCCAUCAAUCAUUUCACCGGCUGUCACUUUUGCGGCCUUCGCAGUCGCACAGACCGUGUCAAAAGGAGAACCGCUCAACGUCGUCCAGGCCUUUACGUCACUUAGUUUGCUCAACAUUCUAAUCAUCCCCGUGUCCGAGCUGGUCAUGAUCCCCCACAACCUGGGCUCGACGAUUGGUUGCCUUGAUAGAAUUCAAGAGUUCUUGGUAAAGGAAAAGAGCGUUGACUACAGAGAAUUUAAAUCGACCAACCAGCAAGAAUCGAACGGGACGACGCAGUCGCCAAGCAGUGACAAGCCCUUGAUUAAAGUGUCUAAUGGAUCUUUCAGUUGGCAUAAUGACAAAGCUAUACUCUACAACCUCGAAUUAGAGAUUCAACCAUCGCAGCUCACAGUCAUUGUCGGGCCCGUCGGUUCUGGCAAGUCUACUCUUCUAAAGUCCCUCGUCGGCGAGACGUACCGCAUCUCGGGAACGGUGGAGUACUCAACGACCGCGGACGUGGCGUACUGCGACCAGGAUCCCUGGAUCCUCAACCAGAGCAUCAAGGAAAACAUCACUGGCGGCGCGAAGUACGUGCCCGAGUUCUAUGACCAGGUCGUGCGCGCUUGCCAGCUUGAAGAAGACCUGCGUCUACUUCCACAGGGAGACGAGACGAUAGUCGGAAGCUCGGGCGGUGCCCUCAGCGGCGGACAGAAACAUCGUAUCGCGUUGGCUAGGGCCGUGUACAGCGGGAAGCAGGUUGUGAUCAUGGAUGAUAACUUGAAGGGCCUUGACUCGAAAACUGCUUCCAAGUGUUUCGACGCUCUAUUCGGUACUCAAGGGCUCCUGCGCGGUCAGGGGAGAUCGGUGCUGUUUGCAACUCACAACGCCCAAUGGCUACAUGAUGCAGACCAAAUUAUUUCGCUAGAUGGGGACGGAGAGAUCUCUGAAAGAGGCUCCUACGAAGAGUUGAGCAAGACCGGGGGCUAUGUCAGCAAACUUAGGAUCUCGCAGCAAAAUGGAGAAACCGAAGAUGACACCGAAGAUGACACCGAAGAUGAAUCCGAGGAUACGAAUGCGCAGAAUCAACAGCAGAGGCAAGACAAAAUCGCCGCGACCGCAAAGCCCAACGGCGUCGAGAAAGGCAAGCCCAGAGGAGCAGCGAACACCAGCGCGCUCUUGUACUACAUCAAGUCAAUGGGCAUGUCGCCAUUCUUUUUGUUUGCAACGAUGGUCCUCUUUCAAGCACUCUGCAGGACGAUGGAGCGUCUUUGGGUCAAGUUCUGGGUCGCCGCCAACGAGAGCGGCACGGAGCAAAAUCUCGGCAUGUGGGUUGGGAUCUAUGUGCUCUGGGGUGUUUUGACUGAAGUUGCAGUUGGCAUUGAGAUUUACUACUUCCUCGUCGUCAUUAUUCCUCACUCUGCCAAGGGGCUUCAUUUCGGCGUCCUCAAAGCGGCGCUGGGGGCACCGCUAUCAUUCUUUGUCAAGACAGACACGGGAUCCAUCAUUAACCGAUUUAGCCAAGACAUGAACCUAAUCGACCUCCCUCUCCCUCUCGCCUUCAUGCUCGCCUUCGACUACUUCACUCUCGCCACCGCAGACCUUAUCCUAACCUGCAUCGCAACCGGCUACCUCGUCUUCGCCAUCCCGGUCCUCGCCGUGGUCCUCUAUUCCAUCCAGCGCGUCUACCUCCAAACAUCCCGUCAAAUCCGUCUUCUGGACCUUGAAGCAAAGUCUCCCAUCUUCUCCCACUUCAUCGCCUCCUUCUCGGGGCUCAUCACCAUUCGCGCGCUGGACUGGACCGCAAAGGCACAAGCCGAGAACCUCGAGCGACUCGACAGAUCCCAGCGCGCAUUUUACAUCAUGGGCAGCCUGCAGAAGUGGCUCCUCCUCGUGCUCAACCUGACCGUCGCCGGGCUCGCCGUGUUGGUGGUCUCACUGGCGGUCGCUCUGCGCGACAGCAUCGACCCUGGCCUGCUCGGUGUCGCGCUCGUCGGAAUAACCGGCUUCGGGCGCAUUCUGACAAUGCUGCUGAACUACUGGGCCAACCUGGAGACGAGUCUAGGGGCAGUGGCAAGAAUCAGGGAGUUCGAAGCAGAUACGCCUGCCGAGCGAGACGGCGACGGUGAUCUGCCCGAGGGCGAAUGGCCUUCAAAGGGGCGUAUCAAUAUCAGCAACGUUUCCGCGGCAUACGACGACCACCAAGUUCUCAAGGACAUCACCCUCGACAUCCAGCCGGGUGAGAAGGUGGCCAUCUGCGGCAGGACAGGCAGCGGCAAGUCGACUCUCCUUGCGCUCCUAUUGCGCCUCCACGAUCCCUCGGCUGGGAAAAUCGAGGUUGACGGCGUGGAUAUCUCGUCGGUGCCAAUUAGUCUGUUGCGCAAGUCUCUCGUUGCGCUUCCGCAGGAUCCGCUCUUCCUCCCGGGUACGGUGCGUAGGAACCUCGAUCCGUUCGACGCCCGCGACGACGCGGAUAUCUGGGACACGCUGGAAAAGACGGGGUUGAAAGCUCUGUUGGAGGACAAGGGCGGCCUCGAGGCGGACCUCAACACGGACUGGCUGAGCGCGGGACAGAAGCAGCUGUUUUGCAUGGCGAGGGCGAUUUUGAGAAACAGUCGGGUGCUGUUGCUGGACGAAGCAACCAGCAGCUUGGACCAGGCAACGGAGCAAAUUGUGCAGGAUCUCAUCCGCAGCGAGUUCGAGGGGUGGACCGUAGUCGUCAUUGCACAUCGCCUACAGGCCGUUGUUGGUUUCGACAAGAUUGUGGCCUUGCAGGAUGGAAAGGUUGUCGAAUUUGAUCAUCCCAAGACAUUGCUCGAGCGAGGCGGUGUCUUUGCGUCUCUGUGGAAGCUGCAAGAAAGUUGA